GCUCGCCGACCGCUCGCUGCGCCACGGGCGUCGCGUGCAUGUGUGAGAGCAUGUGGAGUUCACACAGGGCGAUCUAUGUGCCGUAUGUUCAAUGGGUUGCGAUAGACGCGAGAAGAAGCGACCAUCCGACCGACUUCACAACGUGACAUUUUUUGGAGCACCUUUGGAAGCGCGCGAUACUCGCGAGACGGACCAAGAGAGAGAGAGAGAGAUCCGAGCGUUUCCCGCCGAGAGACACGCACCGAACAGAAGCGCAAACGAAUGACCGAACGAAUGAAUGAAUGAAAAUAGAUAGAUCGAGAAACGAGCAGCCAGAUCGCGACAGAGCACGCCACCAGCUUCUCGCCGACGAAGUCCCCGAGACACAGAGAGAGCUUUUUCAGGACGAUUCCUCCUCGGCACUCUCGGGGAUAUUACCGCUGGUAUACGGUCCUCGAGGCUCGGCGAAAACGGCCGAGCGUCGCCGAACGCUUGCCGCGCCACGAAAGAACGCCCUUCAAUCGCAACAAGCGACGAGGCGAGCCAGCCAGCUAGACGCGAAAUCCGCGUAGAGGCGAACGUCUCACGACGAAAACGACCCCGAUAAAAGAAUCACGUUUUGCCGUUUGCGCGACGCGGUACGGCCACGUACGCGCAGGUUGCAUUACUCUUCAUCGCGACCCCGAGCAAGGAUAAUAUAACCUGCUUGAUGCGCGCGCGCGUCGAUCGCUCGCUACGCACGCACGCACGCACGCUCUCACUCGCUCGUUCACUCACACAGCAAACAGAGACAAACAGGCGAGAUCGUCACCACGAACGAACGAACGACACGGGGAUUGGCGCGCGCGCGCGCGAGGGAGAGAGAGAGAAAUAUUACUACGUAAUCCUACGUGCCCUCUGAAGUCGCGAUAGACCUCGUCCCGUGACACGGAGCUCUUAGGCAGACUUAUUGACACAACAUGCGACGCUCGAGGAGAGCGAGAAGGCACGCGCACGACGGCGAAACGACGGCGGAGUAGAGCGCGCCCGACCACAACGUCGACGAACACACAUGCGGAAUACAACGGCCGAGAGAACAGGAAUCUAAUGCCCGCGUUUGACCGGUACGCCAGCGGCACUGGCCCGAUUAACUUCUGGUUCGCGGCGAAAGACUACCGAGAUUCGAAACUCUUUUCGCUCUUCUUCUUCCUCCUUCCGCUCCUGUCUCUUUCUCUCUUUUUUCCCCGUUGCUCUUCGAGUUACUUCGCAUAGUUGGACAAACAUGUGAAAGCGCGCAACUACAGGAGCAAUUACGCUUCUCUUCCUCUGUCGUUUCUCUCUCUGUCUCUCUUUUGCUCUAUCUAUAUCGCUCUUUCGCGCUCUCUUGCUCUCUCUCACACUCUCUCUCUCUCUCGUCGCUGCUGCUGCUGCUCGUCGUGCUUUAGCCGUGGAGAGCCGGGUAACGCCUCUCCUUCGAUCUCCGCGUCAUGCCGAGAGUCCUUGUGCCGCGCUGCUUAUGUACCGUACGAUCGCUCGUACGCCCGAGGAAGUGUUUAAUCGCCAUCCGCACGGACCAACUAUACGCGGCCUGGAGUUAUCAGGACAGAAUAGUAACGACAGUUCGAAUGGACCAGCUUGUCCAGGGACACCGAAUUCUCAGGGGAUGAGACCCACCCCGUCACCUACAGGAUCCACAGGUUCUCGCUCGAUGUCCCCUGCUGUUGGUCGGUCUUUUUUACGCCAACAAAACGUUCAGAUGCCUCCUCGUCCGUCGAGUAGCCAGUCGGAUGGUAGUGGACCAGCACGCAUGAGUCACUCUCCUAUGACCACUCAAGGAGCCUACCAGCAGCCAUUGGGUCCGUCACCGCACAUGCACAGCUACAAAAUGAACAGCAGCGGUCCUGGCGUGGUGCAACCAGGACCCGGCUCGACGAGUCUCGGCGGGAUCAGCCCAAUGGGUGGCGGGAUGGGAUAUGCGGCCGGUGGGACCGGUAGCGGUCAACCUGGGGGUUAUCACGCCCAGUCCACAUAUCCGCCUCCGCGUCCUCACAUGCAGUUCACGCAAGGAUAUCCGACACCGGCGAACUCGCAACCACCACCCAACAAUCAGUAUCAGCCUCCCAACAGACCCAACAAUUUAGUACAAUAUCCACCGUACACGCAUAAAAUGGGAUUCAACAGCGUGCCGCCAGGGAUGCCGCCGAGUCCGGGACCACCGCAGGUUUACGGCGCCACCGGUACGGCCGGUAUGGUGCCGCCGGGCGCUCCCGGGGUGCCGGUUAUCGGUAACAUGGGGCCGCCGGCGAGCUCCAUGGGCCCACCGCCGCCGUCUCCCAAUCACAUAAGCAACCAACCACCACCCACCAGUUCAGCGGUACCUCACUUGCAUACCCCGGCGGCCACACCGCCUCUCAAUCACGAGGGCAGUCCGAUGCCGCCGCCGAGCACUACACCAAACUCGCAUCCCGCUUCGGCACCGACGCCAACCAGCCACAAUUCCGCAGAUCUCACGGCUGAGACUUCCAACGACAGUGGCAUUACUACCACCGCUUCAGGUACGUCAGCUAUAAAUGUCAUAUCUACUUCAAGCGGUACUGUCACGUCUGUAAUAACGACAGGUCCAGACGGCACGUCUCUGGAUGAAGGCUCACAACAGUCAACGUUGUCUAAUGCAUCAGCCGCUUCUGGUGAAGAUCCAGCAUUUACGCCAAAAGUUCGGAAAGAAAUGAUGGGAGGAUAUCACAGCCAUCCCGCGACACCGCAGAGUACAGUCCCGUCUCCUGGUGCUGCUAGCAUUAAUUCAAUCCACGAGGAAUAUUCCGACAUGAACAGUCCUGGUUGGCCACGUACUCCUGCUAGUCCCGUGUUUAACAGUCAUGUGCCUCAAGACCCGUACAGAUCUAAGAAGCCAGAUAGCCUGGCAAAGUUAUACGAAAUGGACGACUCGAUGGAACGAAGAACCUGGCUGGACAAAUUGGUCACUUUCAUGGACGAGCGAAGAACACCAAUCACCAGCUGUCCCACCAUCUCCAAGAACCCCCUCGAUCUAUUUCGGCUAUACAUCUACGUGAAGGAGAGGGGGGGCUUCAUGGAGGUAUGCAAGGUCACGAAAAACAAAACCUGGAAAGACAUCGCCGGUCUGCUGGGCAUCGGUGCAAGCAGCAGCGCCGCUUACACCCUGCGUAAACAUUACACGAAGCAUCUGUUGGCGUUCGAGUGCCACUUCGAUCGUGGUGGCGUGGAUCCGCAGCCUAUCAUCAAUCAAGUCGAGGCGGGUUCGAAGAAGAAGGGAUCCAAGGGAACUGCUUCCGUACCAUCACCGGGUUCUUCCAAUUCUCAAGAUUCCUUUCCCGCCGCCGGUUCGAGCAACACAUCUAUGGACGGUUAUGGAAGUUAUCAGAGCAGUUACGCAGGUGGUACACCGGGUGGUCCGUCAUCGGAAUACACACCGCCACCACCUAGGCCACCCAGUCAGAGUAGCGCACCAUCGGCUCAUCAAGGAAUACAACAAGGCAGUUACCAGAACACGGGCUCUUACCAGAACUACCCGCAAGAUCAGUACAUUCGGCCGCAGGCAAACGCGCUGUCUCAGCAGGGCGAAUUCAAUCAGCCGUACUCGCCUAGGUCGCAUUAUCCUCCAUAUGUACCAGACGUCGACAGGGGAUAUCCCGGUGGUAAUAUGCCGCCGAAUAACGCUACCGGACAGGAUAUAUACAACAGGUAUACGGGCAACCAGCAGCCCGCCAGCUAUCCCACGGGAACGCCACCCACUGCGCGGAGCAACAGCUACCCGUCGGGACCACAAGCUCACCCGGCCACCGUGCAACAGCAAACGGCAACCAGCCAACCUUCCUCGCCCUCGCAGCCGCCAGCUGCGUCGUCAUACUCCUGUCCGCAAGAUUACUAUCGACAGGAACAGAGUGGGUACGGGGCGCCUGGUGGAACUCAAAUAUACACCGCAAGCGGAGCGGCCAACAAGAAUAUGCCGCCGCCGCCUCCGGGUCCCAGCCAACCUAGACGUCACCCAGACUUUGCCAAAGACCAACAGUAUCCUCAGUAUAAUCAACAACGACCAGCGUAUCCAGCAGGAUGGCCAAAUACUACCAAUCAGUACAAUAGUAAUAGUGGAAACAAUAGGGUUCAAUACCCGAGCCAGCAAACGCAAUCACCAUCGCCGCAACAACAGCAGCAGCAGCAGCAGCAAGCGUCCCAGGUUGUCGCUGCCGCACCAUCCGCUGCAGCAGUCGGGGGUAUGUCCAGUAGUCAACAGUGGGCCAGCCAACAGUCGAACAGGUCUUCGACUCAACCAUCUCUGAAUGCUAUAGCGCACGCACCACCACCGCCGUGGGAUCAUCGUUACACGAAUCAACCGUCCCCUUUGUACCCAACGCCGGGAAAUCAUCAGAAUCAGCUCGGUGUGAAUCCCAUGAUCAGUCAGCAACCAACGUCAAAGAGAGAAAUGACAUUCCCUCCUGACAGCGUAGAAGCGAUCACGCCUCUUUUGUACAAGCGACGAAAACUGACGCGCGCUGACGUAACACCGAUCGAGGCUUGGCGUCUGAUGAUGUCCUUACGAUCGGGUCUCCUCGCCGAGAGUUGCUGGGCCCUUGACGUACUAAACAUUUUGUUAUUCGACGAUUCUUCCGUAAGUUAUUUCGGACUGGCGCAUCUACCCGGAUUGCUGGACGUUUUGCUGGAACACUUCUCGCGCGCGCUCACCGACAUGUUCGAGUCGUCCGUGAGCGACGACGAUCGCUACUGGAACCAAGCGACGGACGGGCCGGAAGUGGACCUCGGCGCGGUGACGCGCCCGAUCGAUCCCGAGGACCGGACGAAGCUCCUGUCGACAUCGAACUACACGUUUCUCUCGAGGAGAGGCCGCCCGGUGAAGAUCGUGCCCAGGGACGACGACCUGUUCGUUUUGGACAGCAGGAGGCCUUGGGAUCACCAAGAGUGCGAAUCGGAGACCGAGCCGUGGCAGGUGGACGCGAACGCUACCAAGUACAUCGUGACGUGUUUUCAGUCGGAGGUGGGCACGGUGCCUUUCGCCCGGCUCCUGAGAGACGAGAAGCCGCCGUUGCUGCAGAAGGAGGUCGAAAGCACGGACUCCAAGGACGAAGCCAAAGCGGACGUCGGCGUCCUCGAAACGGUCGAUUUCACCCACAAGUCCGGCGAGCUCGGCGACAAGCCGAGCAAGGAGAGCGGCGAGCGCAAGCAGCUGGACAAGAAGAAGAAGACCAAGACCUUGAGCGACGUGCUGUCGAGGAUCAAGAAGGAACCCAUGGAGAUGAACGAUCUCACGAGGGAGCUGUUCGAGAAGAAGAACGACGGCUUCAAGAAGGAAUGCGACAACGAGACCAAGGCGAACAAUAACAUGGGCGAGCACUUCGGCGACUCGUCCAAGAACGACGAGGACUCGCUGCCGACGCAGAACGGACUGAACGACUCGGCGGUGAUGGCAGCGUCGGUGACGACGACGAGCAACGUCGUCGUCGAUAUGGACAAGAUUGAGGUGAAGACGGACCUGAGCGAAGAGCACGAGAUGUCGACGAGGGACGACAAGGAGGGACCAAGAUUAAAGAUAAGAGAUCCGGCCGGGACCCUGAAGCGACGGCGGAUAAGCGACUACGAGGACGAGAGCUACUCCAGGGACGAGGCGAGCCUCUACCUGGUGACGGAGACGCAGGACAAUCUGGCCCGCCGUUGCGUGUGCCUGUCGACGAUUCUGAGGAAUCUCACUUUCAUCCCGGGCAACGAGGCCGAGUUCGCCAAGAACGUAACGUUCCUCAGCCUGCUUGGCAAGUUGCUGCUGCUGCAUCACGAGCACCCGGUCAGGGCGCAGAAGACGCGCAACUACGAUCGCGAGGAGGACGCCGACUUCGCGGACUCGUGCAGCAGUCUGCAGGGCGAGGGGGAAUGGUGGUGGGACUUUCUGCACCACGUGAGAGAGAAUGUCCUGGUGAUGGCCGCCAACAUAUCCGGCCACAUGGACCUGAGUCAACACCCGGAGGAGAUCUCGCGACCUGUCCUCGACGGGCUCCUGCACUGGGCCGUCUGCCCGGCGGCGCACGGCCAGGAUCCCUUCCCGACGGUCGGCCCCAACUCCUCGUUGUCGCCGCAGAGACUCGCGCUCGAGGCGCUGUGCAAACUAUGCGUGACCGAGUGCAACGUCGACCUGGUGGUGGCGACCCCGCCCUACUCCCGACUACAGAGACUGUGCUCCGUGCUGACCAGGCUGCUCUGCCGCAGCGAGGAGCAGGUGCUGCGCGAAUUCGGCGUCAACCUGCUGCACUUCCUUUCGGCGGCGGACAGCGGCGUAGCGCGCACCAUCGCCCUGCAGACGCCUUGCGUCGCCUUGCUCGUAGCGUUCAUCGAGCAGGCCGAGUCGAGCGCCCUCGGCGUCGCGAAUCAGCUCGGCCUAGCGGCGCUGCGCGACAAUCCGGAAUCGAUGGGCACCAGUCUGGACAUGCUGCGGCGCGCCGCCGGCACGCUGCUCAAUCUCGCCAGGCAUCCGGACAACCGGACUCUGCUGCUGCAACACGAGUCCCGUCUGCUCGCCCUAGUGAUGAGUCAGAUUCUGGAUCAGCAGGUCGCGGCGAUAGUCGCGCGUGUGUUGUUUCAGUGUUCGAGGGGCACGUAACUCUCUCUUGUCGGUCGGGACACACAAUGAAGAUGACGCGCUACGCGUUGAUGUUUUACGGUGCCGGCUUAGACACGAUACGAUACGGCGAUAAGUAGCGAGAC
Messenger RNA from Dinoponera quadriceps, 6702 nucleotides. It is a transcript of the gene osa, whose product is annotated as trithorax group protein osa. Bases 1475 to 6598 code for a protein of 1707 amino acids. Gene Ontology annotation, molecular function: nucleosome binding; DNA binding. The record is from RefSeq and is a predicted model, not a curated record. Gene Ontology annotation, cellular component: SWI/SNF complex; brahma complex; nBAF complex. The transcript is spliced from 17 exons. Gene Ontology annotation, biological process: positive regulation of DNA-templated transcription; regulation of transcription by RNA polymerase II; chromatin remodeling. NCBI's taxonomy places the organism in Eukaryota, Metazoa, Arthropoda, Insecta, Hymenoptera, Formicidae.